Megalops cyprinoides (Indo-Pacific tarpon) is the source of this 2937-nucleotide messenger RNA. Its product is annotated as 52 kDa repressor of the inhibitor of the protein kinase-like. The transcript is spliced from 5 exons. Bases 172 to 2415 code for a protein of 747 amino acids. NCBI's taxonomy places the organism in Eukaryota, Metazoa, Chordata, Actinopteri, Elopiformes, Megalopidae. The record is from RefSeq and is a predicted model, not a curated record.
GGCCACAGAAAGCAGUAUUGCGCGCUUUUCAUUGCCGCCGUUUUCCCCCCAAAUAUAGAACGAAUUAAUAAAUUAACAGUGUUUGUAAAUAAUUGGAUUUAACGGAAGUCGGUAUUGUUGGAAAUCACUGGUCUAGCCAAAAAUUGGGAGGCUCCAAUGAUUUGGUGAAUAAUGCCGAAUUUUUGCGCGGCCCCGAAUUGCACUAGGAAAAGCACACAGUCGGACUUGGCUUUUUUUAGGUUUCCCAGAGACCCGCAAAGAUGCCAGCUGUGGGUGGAGAACUGCCGUCGCGCAGACCUGGAAGACAAAACGCCCGACCAGCUGAACAAACAUUACCGGCUCUGUGCCAAACACUUCGAGCCGUCGAUGAUCUGUAAAACCAGCCCAUAUAGGACAGUACUGAAAGACACUGCUGUUCCAACAAUAUUUGACCUAACCAGCCACCUGAAUAAUCCACAUAGCAGACACCGCAAACGGAUAAAAGAACUGACUGAAGAGGACAUAAGGAGAAUGAAAGAGAGGAGACUGGAAGCCGCUCGUGACCAGUCCCAGAAUAAAGAAAAUGAAACCAGCGAGAGCCAGGACAGUGCUGGCACCAACGAGGACGUGCCCUCUCUGAGCCCGGAGGAGAAGGAGCUCCGGGACUACCUCAAGUCCCUGUUCGAGGUCAUCGUGGUGAUCGGCAAGCAGAACAUCCCGCUGAACGGCCACCUGGAGGUGGAGGAGGACAGCGAGUGCUUCACGCCCAGCAACUUCCAGGCCCUGCUGGAGUACCGCAUCAACGCCGGGGACGAGGUGCUCCGCAGGAGGUUCGAAACCACCGCCGUCAACGCCGAGUACUGCCCGUCCGGCCAGCAGCGGCGCAUCCUGGAGGUGUGCGAGAGCUGCGUGCGGGAGGAGCUCCUGCAGGAGGCCAGAGACGCCCGCUUCUUCUCGUUGGUCACCGGCGAUCUGGCCGACUUCCCCGAGGGGCCCCACAUCCCGCUCUUCCUGCGCUUCGUCGACCAGUCCCACUUCCUGCGGGAGGAGUUCAUUGAGUUCCUGCCCUUCGAGGGGGACGAGGAGGCCCUGACAGAGCGGCUGGUGGCCCAGAUCACCGAGAAGUGGGGGCUGAGCAUGGAGCACUGCCGUGGCCAGGCACAUGUUGGCUCCGGUGUCUUUGCUGGCAAAAUCAAAGCCGUCGCCAUCCGGCUGAUGGAGAGGUACCCGCUGGCCGUGUACACGCCCUGCUCCACCUGCGCCCUGAAUGUUUACCUGGCGAACAAUCUGCUCCUCACCGGGGUUCAGGUGGUGAUGUCCACUUUAAAAAGGAUCGGCUUGUUCUUCAGCAAGUCGCCCUUGCUGCAGGCCGAGCUGGACCACGCCAUCUCCAUCUUCUAUCAGGGCAACGAGGAGAAGGCGAACAGCCUCAAGGAGACCUGCCGCCUCGGCUGGACGGAGAGGCACGACGUGUUCGAGCUGGCUGUGGACCUGCUGGAGUCUCUCCUGCUCUGCACGGACAGCAUUCACGACAACGAGGACUUGAAGUGGAACGACCGGAUCACCAGCGAGGCGUACACCAUCUCCGAGGCCCUGGCCGACUUUGAGUUCGUGGUGACUCUGGUGGUGCUGAAGAACGCCCUGUCCUUCACCAGGGCGUUCGGCAAGAACCUGCAGGGGCAGACCCUGGAUGUGUUUUUCGCCGCCAGCAGCCUGACGGCGGUCCUGCACUCGCUCAACGAGGUCAUGGACAACAUCGAGGUCUACCACGAGUUCUGGUUCGAGGAGGCCGUCAACCUGGCUGCGGCCAUGGAGAUCCCGGUGAAGGUGCCCAGGCUGUACUUCAGGAAGCAGCGCACCGAGGCGGGGGUGGAGAUCCAGCCCGAGAGCUACUUCAAGGAGUACCUGACCGUGCCGGUGGUGAGGCGCAUCAUUCAGGAACUGAAGGAGGUGUUCUCCGAGAACCACCUGAAGGCGCUGAAAUGCCUGUCGCUCGUCCCCGCCGUCAUGGGCCAGCUGAAGUUCAACGCGUCGGAGGAGAGCAACGCGGACUUGUACAGGAACGACCUCCCCAACCCGGACACCCUCCCUGCCGAACUGCACUGCUGGAGGAUCAAGUGGAAACACCGAGGCAAGGAGAUCAGCCUGCCCUCAACCAUCCACGACACCAUCCAGCUGGCCGAGGUCAAGUUUUUCCCCAACGUCUACGCCUUCCUCAAAGUGCUCUGCACGCUGCCAGUUCUGAAGCUGGAGAACUCCAAGUGCGAGGUGGCCUGGAAGCGCAUGAAAGCGUACCUGGCGGACACACCUGUGAACCACAGGUCCAAGAGCCUGGCGGUGCUCAACAUCAAUUACGAUGUCAAGCAUGACUUGGAAGUGAUGGUGGAUGCCUACAUUAAAAUGUACCCAGAGAAAGAGGACGAGUCACUCGAAUGAGGCUGGACAGGGAAACGAGGUUGGGUGAACUGUAUGCCUUUUGCCUGGUUGGCUCGCGCGAAUGUUAAGCUUCACUUGACAUUGAAAUGUACCCAGCAGGAAACGAUGACAUUGGAAUGACUGAGUAUAUGGCUCUGCGUUUAGGACUACUUCAUCUUUUGUAUAAGUAAAUGUUUAUUUAACUUUUGACAGGUUUUUACCAAAUGUGUUUUCCAUGCCUUUUGCCUGUUUUUGGCAAUUCAUAAUGUUAUUUCAGAUUAAAUUGGUCCAUCAUAGUCUUCUGCUCAUAGCUCUGGCUUCUGUCGUUGUCACUUUUUAUUGCAGUGUACAGAAUAAAAUCUUGUCAACACUUGUGGCAGAAAUACCUUUUCAGUGCUCUGUACUGGCUCAGCAAUUUUGAAACAUGACAGUCAACAGGUUUACGACGUCAUCAUGGGUUUAUGAUUACAAUGAAUCAUUUUCAGUUUAUUUUUGGUUAUGUUUGUUUUAGAAUAUCAUACUCCUGUUAGAAUCAAAUUUAUG